Messenger RNA from Pseudovirgaria hyperparasitica, 1719 nucleotides. Its product is annotated as amidohydrolase. The transcript has 2 exons. Gene Ontology annotation, molecular function: hydrolase activity, acting on carbon-nitrogen (but not peptide) bonds. NCBI's taxonomy places the organism in Eukaryota, Fungi, Ascomycota, Dothideomycetes, Acrospermales, Acrospermaceae. The coding region runs from base 1 to 1719 and encodes 572 amino acids. The record is from RefSeq and is a predicted model, not a curated record.
AUGAAACAGGCGAUGGCAGGAAUACGUGUUCUCGCCCUCUCCUCUGUCACCCUCAUCGCACUCGCUUUUGUCGUCGAAUACAUCCGCACGCACUACCUCGCGUCCCACAUUCACUGUUACACGUCGAUAAAGACAUUAUCUGAUGACGCGCCGUAUGCGAAUUGCUUCACGCUUGGAAGAAAUGGCGAGUUCAGGACUGUGUAUACAGAUCCCUCGCCUGCGCCUGAGACACUGAUCGAUGGUUAUGUCCUGCCGGGCUUGUGGGAUGGGCAUGGGCAUGUGAUGCAGUACGGUGAGAUGCUACACUCCGUGGAUCUGUUCCAGGCGGAGGGUUUGCAGGAUGUCAGGCUGCGAGUGAGAGCGUAUUUGGAGAUGAAUGCAGGCACGGGAUCGAGGGAGGAUUGGUUGCGCGGAAUUGGCUGGGAUCAGGCUGCAUUUGGAGGCGUGAUGCCCACUGCUGUAGACCUCGAAGCUGACCCAGUGCUGUCCGGCAAGUACAUCAUGCUUGACCGAAUCGAUGUGCACUGUAUAUGGGUCUCGCAGGCCGUGCUCGAUCUUUUGCCAAAGCCAAUGCCUGAGUAUGUUGAAGGCGGCGAAAUUGUGCGGGAGCCCGGGCUCGGUGUGUUCUGCGAUAAUGCGAUGGAUAUCGUGAGGGCGAUGUGGCCGAAGCCGAGUGGGCAGACGAAGAAAAAGUGGGUGGGCAGUGCAAUGAGAAGUCUGAAUGAGUUAGGAAUUGUGGGUGUGCACGAUGCAGGGGUCAUGCCGGGGCAGUUGAAGAUGUAUGAGGAGUUGGCCGGAGGGGAGGAGUGGACGGUGAGGGUAUACGCAAUGUUGGAGUGUGCGGCCAGGAACACGUUCUGCGCAGACGACGCGAGGACAGUAAAAAAGGCCGAUGGGAUGCUAGUUGCGCAGAGCGUCAAGCUAUUUGCGGAUGGUGCAUUAGGUAGCUGGGGCAGCGCCAUGAUCGAACCUUACAGCGACAAGCCGAACACAUCUGGGUCGCUUCUAGUCAACGCAACGACGUUGACUUCGGUGGCAAAGAGCUGGGCGUUACAUGGUUUUCAGGUCAACAUUCAUGCUAUAGGUGAUCUGGCGAAUCGACUUUCAAUCAAUGCCAUGACAGCUGCGUUAUUUGAGGUGUGCCCAAGCGAGUCUCUGGCAUCUUGCCAGUCGAAACGACGGUUCCGGAUUGAGCAUUCACAGAUCAUCCAUCCCAAUGAUCAAAUCCGCAUGUUGGACAUAGGCAUCAUUCCCAGCAUCCAGCCCACACAUGCAACAAGUGACAUGGCGUAUGCAGAAGACCGGCUGGGUCCUCAAAGAACAAGCGCAGAGGCAUACCGUAUGAAGUCACUGUUGAAGACAAAUCCCAUCCUAGGCAGCGACUUUCCUGUUGAGCCAGCAAAUCCAUUCGAAGGCAUAUUUGCAGCGGUUGCUAGACGAAGUCCACGAACAGGUCUUGGCGCCGGCGGCAGCAAUGAUGGCUGGCAUAUGAGCGAGGCAUUGACAAUAGAAGACGCGCUGCGAGGCUUUACGUUGAGCCCGGCACGAGGUGCAUUCAUGGAAGGCAAAGCGGGAGUCAUACAGAAAGGAUCCUUUGCUGACUGGAUAGUGUUGGAUAGAUCUUUCGAUGGGCUGCUGGUCGAUGAGUUGAGGCAGCUUAAAGUCCGAGAGACAUGGGUACGCGGAAAGAAGGUGUUUAGCCGUCAGAAUGCUGCCUGA